Phytophthora sojae is the source of this 612-nucleotide messenger RNA. RefSeq lists its product as hypothetical. The record is from RefSeq and is a predicted model, not a curated record. NCBI's taxonomy places the organism in Eukaryota, Oomycota, Peronosporomycetes, Peronosporales, Peronosporaceae. The annotation marks the transcript as partial. The transcript is spliced from 2 exons.
AGGCGUCGGAAACUGGGGCUAAGGCCCGUGGACUUUGGGGAUGAAGACGACGAACGAGUCGUCCCCGAAGGCAAGCGCGUGAUUGGAAGUGUGGGUGGUAUUGAGGCCCUGGCGGGAGGUUUCAUCGGCGACGUGCCGACGGAGAUGCUCAUCGACACGGGCGCGAUCGCGAGUCUGGUGGACAAGAAGGUGCUCAAGUGGCUCGGGCGUUCUGCCGAGACGUUGAGACCAUACACGGGCGGACUGGACAGUGUCACGGGGCACGAGGUCCAGAUCAAGGGCGUGAUCGACCUGCCCGUGACACUUGGCUCCCUGGAGAAGUUGUUGCCGUUCGCGUUGUUCCGUGCCGUGAUCGACAUGGAAGCGCAGACGAUGACGCUCAAGGAUACGGACGAGGUGAUCCCGUUGGGCGAAACUCGCGUGGAGGAGUCGUACUCCGCGAGUGUUGCGGCGACCGUGCGUCUCGAGCCCGGCUCGCAGACGUUGGUACGAUCGAGGGUGCGCGGCGGCGCCAGGCAGGGCUCCGUCGUGCUCGUCGAAGGACUCGCUGGCGGUGAGGCGUCUCUGCGAGUUGCCAGGGCGCUGUGCACGGUGCAUCAAGAGCAAGUCCUG